Molecule: messenger RNA, 2025 nt
Organism: Gastrolobium bilobum
Lineage: Eukaryota; Viridiplantae; Streptophyta; Magnoliopsida; Fabales; Fabaceae
Product: E3 ubiquitin-protein ligase At1g63170-like
Exons: 5
Coding region: 439-1719 (426 amino acids)
Source: RefSeq, a predicted model, not a curated record
CUUCAACUGCGAGAGAGUUGAGAUAUUCGGGAUCAACAUUUGUUCCAAGCCAAAUAUGAAGAACACCAACCCUGAAUCUACCUUCACUCUCUUCAAAAAAAAAAUUUCCUUCAAAUUUUUUUUUUUGGGGGGGGGGGGGGGGGGGGGGGAAGCCGCCACCCCCAGCCCCCCUAAAUCCUCCUCUGCUCAUAGGAACAUUAUCUUCUUUCUGUAAUUAUUGUAAAACGAUCGCAGCAGCACUCUUGUUGUUCCUUAAACAGGAAAAAAACUUGGUCCUUUACAAUAUGUGGUGCAACGUGCUGUAAGGAUUUUGUUGCACGUCAUUCAGCAUAUUAGAACAGAUUAAUGAUCAGGAAGCAAACUAGAAGUUGUAGCUUGGAAACCUUGUUUCUACCAAUCUAUGUAUUAUUGUCUUCUUGCUUUGGUUGACUAAUAUAGAUGGAUGUUAGUAAUCCGGAACGAAAUAGCAACACCCAAACCGAUCAAUAUCCUUUGCUGAUGGAGCAGCUGGAAACCCACAAUGUUCAUCAGCACAUAAUUGAUAUUACAAGGAACACUGAAGCUUUAUCCAGCUCAUCUCAUAAUGAUCAACAUCCUGAAAUACAUCUACCCCAGAAUGAAGAUCAACUGACUGGCAGCACAGUAGUCCCCACUCAUCAAAUAUCUUCAUUUUCUGCUUCCAGAUAUAAUUCUAGAAAUUCCUCGUCGACCAGAAGAGGUGAGGGAUAUGGUCAUCGCAGAAGGAGCCCACUAAAUUCUGGACUAUGGAUUUCUGUUGAGCUUCUUGUCACUUUGAGUCAGAUCAUAGCUUCUAUUGUAGUAUUGUCACUAUCCAGAAAUGAAAAUCCCCAAGCACCAUUAUUUGCGUGGAUUGUGGGUUAUGCAUCUGGUUGUGUUGCCACACUUCCUAUUCUUUACUGGAGGUAUCGAAACCAUAAUCAAAGUACUGAACAAGAUACUUCUCAACCAUCUCAAGGAUCCUCUGGAAGCGACCCUGCAGAACCCACUUCAUAUACUGCCAUCUCUGUUGCUCAUGUUACAGAUGAAGACAAUAGUCAAGCUACAGAAUCAGCCAUGAGAAGUGCCAGAAUUCCUGGAGCCUUUAGUUCUAGGUUUAAUGGAUUAGUAGACCAUUUCAAGAUGGCCUUGGAUUGCUUCUUUGCAGUUUGGUUUGUUGUAGGCAACGUAUGGAUCUUUGGAGGUCACACUUCUCCUUCUGAUGCUCCGAAAUUGUAUAGGCUAUGUAUAGUGUUUCUUACCUUUAGCUGCAUUGGAUAUGCCAUGCCAUUUAUACUCUGUGCAACAAUUUGUUGCUGCCUACCUUGCAUAAUUUCUGUUUUGGGCAUACGGGAGGAUUUUUCUCAAAACAGGGGAGCCUCAGUAGAAUCUAUUAAUGCUCUACCAAUCUACAAGUUCAGAUUGAAGGAAAAUGAAAAUGGUGGUGUUCAGGAUGUCAACACAGCUGUAGAUGAAGGUGGAGUCCUGGCUGCCGGGACAGAGAAGGAACGCGUGAUAUCAGGAGAAGAUGCUGUUUGUUGCAUUUGCUUGGCAAAAUAUGUAGAUGAUGAUGAGCUUCGGGAGUUACCCUGCUUUCAUGUCUUUCACGUAGAGUGUAUUGACAAAUGGUUGAAGAUAAAUGCUUCCUGUCCUCUUUGUAAAAAUGAAGUUGGUACAAGUGGUGGAGUGUCACCUUCAGCCACUGGCUCCACUCAGCCUUAGAUGAAGAAUGGGUGCCAAGUCAGCCAGUCAUUGAUGGUAUGCAAGGUGCUAGUAAUUGUUUUCCCCCAAGGUUUUUGCAGUUUUCAUCUGUACAUCAAAUGUUUGGAGUCUGCUUUCAAGAGUGAUUUAUGUAUAUCAUCUGAGACACAAGAGACAUGCAAUAUUGGCACCUUUCAAGAAUGUUCUGUAAAAAUAGGCUGCAUGUCCCAUUUUAAAAUCAUUCUACAGUUAGCAGUUCUCCAUGUGUAUAUAUAUUACAUAUAUAACAAAAUAUAAUGAAAAUGUUGAUUUGCGUUGAAUUUAAAG